CGGGGGAGGAGCAAGGGGGCAAAGGAGACGGCGCCGGGGGACCGGGCUGAGGGCCCGGGGGACCUACGACGCCCGAGAGAGGAGUAGGGACCGGGCUGGGCUCCGGGCCGACCGCGCUAGCGGCAGCGCUCGCGGAGCCGGGCCGUGAGAACGCGCUGGGCGCGCCGGGACGCUGCUCUCCCACGGCCCCGGCGCCCGGCAGCAGCAGCCAGCCAGCCCCGGCGCGGCGCCGCGGCCUCCGGUGCAAGGGAGACAGCUGGAGCAACAAAGGGGCGCUGGGACCUUCGAGCCUGGGCUUUACCGCAGCUUCCACCCGCUUGCUACGGCGUGGGUGAGCGAUUCGCCCUCCUCGAGAGCAAACAGCUAGGAUUGCAGGAUUCCUUAGAGAAAACAGCCAGGAAACUUCCAGUGGGGCUCAGGGGCUUGACCAAAGAAAACCUCAAUCACCAGUGUCCUUGAUCUGAUUGUGGCUUCUAUUUGUCAUCCCACAUACGAAGACCAGCUCACCAGAACAAGAUCCACAGCAGAGUGAGGCCACUAACACCAUGUUCUGUACAAAGCUGAAGGAUCUCAAGAUCACCGGGGAGUGUCCUUUCUCGUUACUGGCACCAGGGCAGGUUCCUAAGGAUCCAACAGAAGAGGUAGCAGGAAGCUCAGAGAGUUGCAAAGCCACUCUGCCCAUCUGUCAGAACGUUCCCGAGAAGAAUGCACAAGGAAGUCUUCCUAAAAGAAAGACCAGUCGGAGUCGAGUAUAUCUUCACACUUUGGCUGAGAGCAUUUGCAAACUGAUUUUCCCAGAGUUUGAGCGGCUGAACCUUGCACUUCAGAGAACACUGGCAAAACACAAAAUAAAAGAAAGCAGAAAAUGUGUGGAAAGAGAAGACUUGGAAACAAUAAUUGCAGACCAAGCACUUGCCACAGGAGUUCCCGUGGAGAUCAUCAAAGAAUCCCUCGGUGAAGAGCUUUUCAAAAUAUGUUAUGAGGAAGAUGAGUACAUCCUGGGUGUGGUUGGAGGAACCCUCAAAGAUUUUUUAAAUAGCUUCAGCACCCUCCUGAAACAGAGCAGCCCCUGCCAAGAAGCAGAAAAGAAGGGCAGGCUGGAGGAUGCGUCCAUCCUCUGCCUGGAGAAAGAUCAUGACUUCUUAAAUGUUUACUAUUUCUUCCCUAAGAGGACCACGUCCUUGAUUCUUCCCGGCAUCAUCAAGGCAGCAGCUCACAUCUUGUAUGAAACUGAAGUGGCAGUGUCAUUAAUGCCUUCCUGUGUCCGGGAUGACAGCAGCGAGUUUGUGAAUCAGCCCUAUUUGUUAUACUCAGUUCAUGUCAAAAGCACCAAGCCAUCCCUGUCCCCAGGCAAACCCCAGUCCUCACUGGUCAUCCCUGCUUCUCUCUUCUGUAAGACAUUUCCAUUCCACUUCAUGUUUGACCAAGAUAUGACAAUUCUGCAAUUUGGCAAUGGGAUCAGGAGGCUGAUGAACAGGAGAGACUUCCAAGGAAAGCCUAAUUUUGAAGAGUACUUUGAAAUUCUGACUCCAAAAGUCAGCCAAACGUUUAGCGGAAUCAUGACUAUGUUGAAUAUGCAAUUUGUGGUCCGAGUGAGGAGAUGGGACAACUCUGUGAAGAAAUCUUCACGGGUUAUGGAUCUCAAAGGCCAAAUGAUCUACAUCAUUGAAUCCAGUGCAAUCUUGUUCUUGGGGUCUCCCUGUGUGGACAGAUUAGAAGAUUUUACAGGACGAGGGCUCUACCUCUCAGACAUCCCGAUUCACAAUGCACUGAGAGAUGUGGUCUUGAUAGGAGAACAGGCUAGAGCUCAAGACGGCCUUAAGAAGAGGCUGGGGAAACUGAAGGCUACCCUUGAGCAAGCCCACCAAGCCCUGGAGGAGGAAAAGAAGAAGACAGUUGAUCUUCUGUGCUCUAUAUUUCCCUCUGAGGUGGCGCAGCAGCUGUGGCAAGGGCAAGUGGUGCAAGCCAAGAAGUUCAAUAACGUCACCAUGCUCUUCUCAGACAUUGUUGGGUUCACUGCCAUCUGCUCCCAGUGCUCACCGCUGCAGGUCAUCACCAUGCUCAAUGCUCUCUACACGCGCUUUGACCGGCAGUGUGGAGAGCUGGAUGUCUACAAGGUGGAGACCAUUGGCGAUGCAUAUUGUGUGGCUGGGGGAUUACACAAAGAAAGUGAUACACAUGCUGUUCAGAUAGCGCUGAUGGCCCUGAAGAUGAUGGAGCUCUCUGACGAAGUCAUGUCUCCCCAUGGAGAACCUAUCAAGAUGCGAAUUGGACUGCAUUCUGGGUCAGUUUUUGCUGGAGUUGUUGGAGUUAAAAUGCCUCGUUACUGUCUUUUUGGAAACAAUGUCACCUUGGCUAACAAAUUUGAGUCCUGCAGUGUACCACGGAAAAUCAACGUCAGCCCAACCACUUACAGAUUGCUCAAAGACUGUCCUGGUUUUGUGUUUACCCCUCGAUCAAGGGAGGAACUUCCACCAAAUUUCCCCAGUGAAAUUCCUGGAAUCUGUUAUUUUCUGGAAGCGUAUCAACAAGGAACAAAUUCAAAACCAUGGUUCCAAAAGAGAGAUGUUGAAGACGGCAAUGCCAAUUUUUUAGGCAAAGCAUCGGGAAUAGAUUAACAAACUAUAUGCUUGGUGUCAGCCUUUGGGGAUUAACUCCUUCAAGCAUUUGUGGAAUCUCUGAAAGCACUUUAGGAUGCAGAUGGUUAAAAAGUGGUAUUAAAAUUUCAGGAAUUGAGUCAUGAUCUACUCUUUCUUCCAUUUAACAGGACAAAAAUGUAUGCACUUCAAUACUUCAGCUCUUCAGUGAAAAUAAAAACGGAACCUCGAGAAGUAACUUUGGGGGGAUAUUUUUGUUAUAUAACAAUCACUUAUUAUCUGUACUUAAAAUUUAGCACAUUGUACAUAUAUCAGGUAAUUGUAAUGACCUAUACAAUGUGAUGGAGUCACUUGUAUUCUUUGUCCUGGUGGAAUGCCAACUGUGUCUGUGAUAGUGUUGCCUUAAAAAAGCUUUCGAAUAGAAAUUAUAGUCUUCAAUGCCAUAAGCUCUUUGAACCUUUAAACUCUGAAUUUUAUUAUACUUUCACAUUUAAUUUUUAACAUACAUAAAAUAGAUUGAGGUUUUUUUCUGUUGCACUUUUCUUUUUUUUCUAUUUUUAAGAAAAUCAAUUAUGGGUUAGAUGCAAUAUGAAUAUAAAAUAGAUCUUCUGUAAAUAUCAAAGAUUAUUUUAUAAGCAUAUUCUCCAUAAUAUAAUGUGUCAUUAACAAUAAAUAUUUCCUUUUGUUUGACAUUUUUUAUUCAACAUAUGGUAAAGAUUUUUCAUUGCUAUUAGCAAUUUAAUUCCUAUUCAUUUCUGUUAUAGUAUUUAGAAUAAAAGAGAAUUAAGCCUAUGUUAAAAUGCAAUGAUAUCAUUCUGAUUUAUUUUAAUCAGAAGCAACAUGGGAGUAAAGUAAGCAUUUGGGGAACAUAUAACAAAGUACAGAAAUAAAAUAUUUACACACACAGAGUAAUUUGGGUCUAUUUCAGCAGACAUAGUCUAUUGCCAUGCUGAGCUAUAUAAAAUUCCAGUAAGAAAAUCUAAGUUCAGAAGUGGGAAAUAAAAAUUGUUCUUUUUUUUGUAAGAGUGCAUUUUUCAAGUAUUUGUAUUGAAUACUUAAGUGUGUGUAUAUUUUCUAAAAAUCACCAAGGGGUUUGUCUUACUUACUAAAUAAACACUUACAAAUUGUUUUAUUCUA
Phyllostomus hastatus (greater spear-nosed bat) is the source of this 3734-nucleotide messenger RNA. RefSeq names its product guanylate cyclase 1 soluble subunit alpha 1 (gene GUCY1A1). Lineage: Eukaryota; Metazoa; Chordata; Mammalia; Chiroptera; Phyllostomidae. Gene Ontology annotation, molecular function: heme binding; guanylate cyclase activity. The transcript is spliced from 9 exons. The coding region runs from base 546 to 2618 and encodes 690 amino acids. The record is from RefSeq and is a predicted model, not a curated record. Gene Ontology annotation, biological process: cGMP biosynthetic process; response to oxygen levels. Gene Ontology annotation, cellular component: guanylate cyclase complex, soluble.